Cryphonectria parasitica EP155 is the source of this 630-nucleotide messenger RNA. RefSeq lists its product as uncharacterized. The transcript is spliced from 2 exons. The record is from RefSeq and is a predicted model, not a curated record. Lineage: Eukaryota; Fungi; Ascomycota; Sordariomycetes; Diaporthales; Cryphonectriaceae. The annotation marks the transcript as partial.
CCAUCAAGCAUUGGCAUCCAUUCAUUGCCUUGGUAUGCUAUCCUGUAUCAAGAGUGGCUCUUAAGAUACUCCUUUUUGUGUAUCUUGACAGAAAUCUAUAACACUGACAAUCAACUCUUCUCUAGACACCUUUCCAUCCAUCACGCGAAGAAAAAAAAAGAACGAAACAAUGUCGCCUCUCACCCCUGACUCGACCAAGGUGGCUCUCUACCGCUCCCACCAGCACGAACACGAGGCCGAGCUCGCCAGGAUCGAGGCCGAGCACGCCUACCGUCGCCAGCAGGCCGCCGAGACCUUCCAGGCCCGCAAGGAGGCCGCCAUCCGCAAGAUUGACAGGCUGGAGGCCGAGGAGCUGGAGAACAUCCAGCGCGCGCACGAGGGCGAGGUCGGCGCCGCCAAGAACCGACACGAGGCCAAGAUGGAGACUGUUCGCGACAAGUACGAAAUUGGCGAUGAGGUUGUCGCCGCCGCUGUGGCUCAGGCCGCGGAGGCCUCUGAUGGAGUUCAGAGCGAUGUGGGUGGAAACAGCCCCGUCGAAACGGUAAGAGACAGCUUUGCAGGCCCACGCACACCCGCCGGGAGGGGGGGGGGGGUGAUGAUAGCAAUCCUUUUCUGGGGGAGCUUGAAAUU